Molecule: messenger RNA, 738 nt
Organism: Rotaria sordida
Lineage: Eukaryota; Metazoa; Rotifera; Eurotatoria; Philodinida; Philodinidae
Source: the annotation of a GenBank genome assembly
AUGGGUGAUAAGAAUGGACAAGUAGUAGCUGGUGGUAAUGGCCAAGGAAAUCGAUGGGACCAAUUGGAUCGACCAACCGAUGUAUUGAUUGACAAAGAGACGGAUAGUCUCAUUAUUUGUGAUUGGGGGAAUCGACGAGUCGUACGAUGGUCUCGUCGUAGUGGUACAACUCAAGGAGAAAUCCUCAUCGACAACAUCUGGUGUGAUAAAUUGGCCAUGGAUGAUCAGAGAUAUCUCUACAUCUCUGACUACAAGAAACAUGAAGUAAGACGAUAUCAAAUAGGAGACAAGAAUGGAACUCUUGUGGCUGGUGGUAAUGGCUAUGGUGCUGAUCUCAAUCAACUCAACACUCCGACCCACAUCUUUGUCGAUCAACAACAGACUGCUUACGUGUCAGACAACAACAAUCAUCGUGUAACGAAAUGGAAUAAAGGUGCACAAGAAGGAACUGUCGUUGCUGGAGGUCAAGGACAAGGGAAUGCUCUGACACAAUUGUGGUUUCCUAGUGGACUGUUCGUCGAUACAUUGGGUACCAUCUAUGUGGCAGACUCGUGGAAUAAUCGAGUGAUGCGUUGGCCUAAAGGAGCGAAACAGGGCACUGUCAUUGUGGGUGGAAAUGGUGAAGGAGGAGGAGCAAAUCAGUUUCACUAUCUUGAAGGUUUGUCCUUCGAUCGACAUAGCAAUCUCUAUGUCGUCGAUCGUGAUAAUAAUCGUGUUCAACGUUUUUCAAUUGAAUAG